Messenger RNA from Ricinus communis (castor bean), 1951 nucleotides. RefSeq names its product cytochrome P450 714C2-like. Gene Ontology annotation, molecular function: monooxygenase activity; heme binding; iron ion binding. The record is from RefSeq and is a predicted model, not a curated record. The transcript is spliced from 5 exons. Bases 118 to 1734 code for a protein of 538 amino acids. Lineage: Eukaryota; Viridiplantae; Streptophyta; Magnoliopsida; Malpighiales; Euphorbiaceae.
GCGAUUCUCAUUUUGCACAGAGAGACACGUACUGUACAAAAUCAUAGACCUGCGGUACAUAAGAAGGCGUAUAAAAGUUGCAUAGAGCAAGAGAGAAAGAUACUUAGAGAAAAGGAAAUGGAAGGUUAUCAUGCAGAAACGUUUUGGUCAGUAGCAAUAGUUGGAUUUUGCAUCCUACUGAUACGAGUGUGUGAUGCAAUUUGGCUGAAACCUAGAAGGAUUCGGUCUGUUCUCUUGAAACAAGGAAUUGGAGGGCCAAGACCUUGUUUCUUGUAUGGAAAUGUACAGGAAAUGCAAAAGAUCCAAGCAAUGGUAGCUAAAACUACCCAAACUUCACAUGUUCAACCUGCUUCGUCGUCCCACAAUGCUUGGGCUUAUUCCAUUUUCCCCCACUUCCAUCAAUGGGCACAACAGUAUGGACGAGUAUACACAUAUACGACAUGGAGCAAGCAACAUUUAUAUGUGGGGGAACCGGAGUUGAUGAAGGCAUUGAAUCUGAACACAUCCUUGGAUUUAGGUAGAUCUACCCAUCUCUCCAACUCCAUUGAGCCCAUGGUUGGCAACGGCAUCAUAAGGGCCAACGGACCUUACUGGGCGCACCAGAAGAAGCUCAUUGCUCCUGAGUUUUUCUUGCACAAAAUUAAGCGCAUGUCGGGACUGAUGGAGGAAUGUACCUUAGCGAUGAUAAGGACAUGGCAAAACGAAGUUGAGAGUAAGGAAGGAGUUGCAGAUAUUACUAUUGAUAGGGAUUUGAAGAGCCUAGCCGGUGACAUUAUCUCAAAAGCUUGUUUUGGCAGCUCGUACUCCCAAGGCAAGCAGAUAUUUGCAACAUUGGAAGCCCUUCAAGAAGCUACUUCCAAACCGAUUAUACAACGCUUCGGGCUUAAAAAUUUCAGGUUUCUUCCUACAAAGAGCAACAGGGAAAUAUGGAGAUUACAGAAAGAGGUAAAAACACAGAUACUGAAAGUUGUCAAGGCUCGCCGAGGAAAAAGCCAAAGGACUAGCAAACCUGAGGACUUACUGGAUGCCCUACUUCAGAGUGUUGCUGAUAGUAAAGAAAUCCAACAUCCUCGUGAUGCAGAGCGCUUUAUAGUGGAUAACUGCAAGAACAUCUACUUUGCUGGCCAUGAGACCACCGCUCUUUCAGCUUCCUGGUGCUUGAUGCUUCUCGCAUUACAUCCUGAGUGGCAAGAACGUGUCCGAGCUGAGAUUGUCGAGAUAUGUGGUGAUAGGCUCCAUGAUUCCUUGCUUGACUUGGAUAAAUUGUAUCAGUUAAAAAUGAUGCAGCUGCCGAUGGUGAUUCACGAAAGCCUUCGACUCUACAAUCCAGCCGUUAUAACAUCAAGAGAAGCUCUUUCUGACAUCACUGUGGGUGAUUUAAUGAUCCCAAGAGGCACCAACAUUUGGAUAUCGGUUACGGCAUUGCACCGCGAUCCUGACAAUUGGGGUGAGGAUGCUAAUGAGUUCAGGCCGGAGAGGUUUGCGCAAGGGAUAACCGAAGCUUGCAAGUACCCACAGUCAUAUAUUCCUUUUGGUUUUGGCAGUCGACUGUGCAUUGGGAAGACCUUUGCCAUGUUGGAACUGAAAAUAAUACUCUCUCUAAUUCUAACCAACUUCAGUUUUUCACUCUCUCCAGAGUACCACCACAUACCUGUCUACAAGAUUGCACUCUCACCCAAACAGGGCAUUAGACUACUUGCAAAGUCGGUCCUGUCAGGACCAAAUAAUAUUUAAUCCUAGCAAAUCUGCCGUCGUUUUUUAUUGUUAACAAGCGCCUUUGGUCCUUCAGUUUCUUUGUCUUCAGAGAAAGUUGUUGGGGAGUAUGGGUAAGUUAAUUAUCAAUUAGUAUUUCUAGUGUUCAGUUUUGGAUAGGCUGAAUGUAUUUCUGUAGCUCUAUUUUGAGCCUUAAUUAGAUUACAAUAAAAACUCUGGCUUAUAAUCAAGAAAAUUA